This is a messenger RNA of Habropoda laboriosa, 1701 nucleotides long. RefSeq names its product venom carboxylesterase-6-like. The transcript is spliced from 8 exons. NCBI's taxonomy places the organism in Eukaryota, Metazoa, Arthropoda, Insecta, Hymenoptera, Apidae. The record is from RefSeq and is a predicted model, not a curated record. The coding region runs from base 1 to 1701 and encodes 566 amino acids.
AUGUACGCGAUAAAGUUAUCGGUCUUUUUCUGCCUCGGACUCGCAGGUUUUACGUGGCAAAACGAACAAAUUCCAAGAGUUGAUACACAUUUAGGAAACAUAAGUGGUUACUAUAAAACGUCGCAAUUUGGUAAAAAGUACGAGGCUUAUGAAGGUAUUCCUUACGCAGAACCACCUGUUGGUAAACUUCGUUUCGAACCACCUAGACCUGCUCAAAGAUGGGGAAACGAAUUACCCGCGAAAAAGAAAAGUUCGCCUUGCAUGCAAUUUCUUAUGUCUUUCGAAGCAAAAGGCGAGGACAGAGUCAUAGGUUGCGAGGAUUGUUUGUACAUGAAUAUUUACGUGUCGAUUAGGAACAACAAUGAAGAAUUGCUGCCAGUGAUAUUUUGGAUUCACGGUGGAGCUUUCCAAUUUGGCACUGGAAACCAAGCAGACGAGAAACGUAUAAUGGAUCGUAAUAUUGUCUUGGUCACGUCCAAUUAUCGUUUAGGACCAUUCGGGUUCCUUAGUACGGAAGACAGCGUAGUACCCGGAAACAUGGGAUUGAAGGAUCAGAGUCUAGCUUUACGUUGGGUAUACGACAAUAUUGAGAAUUUUGGCGGUGAUUCCAAAGAAAUAACUCUGUUAGGUUUGAGUGCAGGAGGUACAAGCGUUCAUUAUCACUACAUGUCGCCCCUGAGUGCUGGUCUAUUCCAAAGAGGUAUAUCAAUAAGUGGUGUUACACUCAAUCCUAGGUCACAAACGAGACAUGCUUCUAAGAAAGCUAAAAAAUUAGCCUCUCUUAUGGGAUGUUCAAGUGAUACUAGCGAAAACAUGAUCGCCUGUUUAAAAGCUCGUCCUCCACGAGUUAUAUCGCAAGCUGUCGGUAACUUCAUGCAUUGGCUAUACAAUCCUGCCACACCUUUCGGACCAGUCGUUGAAAAACAAGGAUCUAAUCCUUUUAUAAAUCGUCCUCCAAUUGAAAUUAUCAGUUCAGGAGAUGUUCUAGAUGUACCAUGGAUUACUGGAAUCGUUAGCGAAGAAGGAUUAUAUCCUUCCGCAGAAUAUGUUGCUAAUGACAACCUUCUGAAAGAGUUGAAUGAUAAUUGGGACGACCUUGCACCGUAUAUUCUUAAUUUCAACGAUUCUAUUCCGCUUAAAGAGCACAAACAGGUCGCAGAAAAAAUUAGAGAAUUUUAUUUUGGACGUGAAAAGAUUGAUAGUGACACGGUUAUGACUUUAAUACAUAUGAUUGGAGAUCGGAGUUUUGGCGUUGGUUUUGAAAAAGCUUCUAGAUUGCAAGCGAAAGUUAACAAAAGUCCAGUGUGGACCUAUUAUUACUCGUAUAGAGCACAGCACAGUUUUAGCGAAGCAAUGAGCGGUUCUAACAAAAACUUCGGUGUAAGCCACGGUGAUGAUCUAUUCCUUGUGCUUGACAAGACUAUAUCGAAUACUACGAAACCAGAUGAUUUAAAAAUGCAAGAAUAUUUAAUUGAUUUUUACACAUCAUUUGCUAUUGAAGGAAUACCAAAUAUUGGUCACGCUAAAUGGGAACCAUUGAAUUCUGAUCAAGACUUUCGUUAUUUGCACAUAGCAAAUCUGACAAGUAUAAGCAUGGAAUCUAGUCGAAAUUUUGCUGAAAAAGAUUUUUGGAGCACAAUCCAUAUUUAUGAAAAAGAUCAAUUAUCACAAAAAAUAUCGAGCAAAUAUGGUGCGACUUAA